UCCGGCAUACCCAUGUGUUUACAAAAAAUGUGGACAUUAUUUUAACAUAUUACGUAUAUCAUUACAAUUCGGUGAUUGUUAAAUAGUUGUUUGAAAAUAUGGGGAAGCUGAAUGUGGUUGUGUUGAGAUACCUGUCUCGGGAUGACUUCCGGGUGCUGACGGCGGUUGAGAUGGGGAUGAAGAACCAUGAGAUUGUUCCUGUGAGUCUCCUUUCUUCCAUUGCCAGCCUGAAACAUGGUGGCUGCAACAAGAUCCUCCGAGAGCUCGUCAAACAUAAACUUGUGGUCUACGAACGCACCAGGACUGUGCAGGGCUACAAGUUGAACUAUGGAGGAUAUGACUACCUAGCCUUGAAGACGUUGUCCUCCAGAGAUGUGAUUGCUUCUGUUGGAAAUCAGAUGGGAGUAGGGAAAGAGUCAGAUAUUUAUAUUGUGGCAAGUCCAGAUGGGGAACAGUAUGCCCUGAAGCUUCACAGAUUGGGUCGUACCUCCUUCAGGAACCUAAAGAAUAAGAGAGAUUACCACAAGCACAGGAAGAACAUGUCUUGGCUCUACCUCUCUCGCCUCUCUGCUAUGAAAGAGUUUGCCUAUAUGAAGGCACUUUAUGACAGAGGCUUCCCUGUACCCAAGCCUGUGGACUAUAACAGACAUGCAGUAGUGAUGGAGCUCAUCAAUGGAUAUCCACUGUGUCAGGUGCACGAGCUGCAAGAUCCGUCCGCACUCUACAGCGAGUUCAUGGAGCUCAUCGUCAAACUGGCCAAUCACGGCCUGAUUCAUGGAGAUUUUAACGAGUUCAAUCUGAUGCUAGACGACCAGGACCACAUAACUAUGAUUGACUUCCCUCAGAUGGUGUCCACCUCUCACCCUAAUGCUGAAUGGUAUUUUGACCGUGAUGUCAAAUGCAUUCGAGAAUUCUUUGCAAAACGUUUUCAUUACGAGAGCGAGCUCUUCCCAACCUUCAAAGAUAUCAGACGUUCAUAUUCUCUCGACAUUGAGGUCUCAGCAAGUGGCUUCACCAAAGAUCUGGAAGAAGAUGCUGCAUUGCUACAUCCGGCUGGACCUGAAGGCGAGGAGGAAGAUGAUGAUGAAGACGAUAGCGAUGAAGAGGAGACCUGUGAGGAAGUAAAGCGAGAAGAGCAGAGUGUGGACGUGACAGAAUACAAUAAUGCAAUGCUGGAACUCGAGGGCCUGAAAGUUAGCGAUGACAUGCAGGAGGAUGAAGAGGCACCAAGCGAAACGGGAGGAAAGGAGGGGAAGAAUGAAAAUCGUAAAGAUGACGUCAUGGCUCCUGAAGCAAGAAUCAAUGACAAGGCAGUGAAUGAAGAAUUGGAGGAUGAGUUUCCGGAGCUGUCUGACCUGUCUGCAUCCAACAAAGAGUUUAAACCUUUCAGAGACUCAGACAGCCUUCUACACAUGGCUGAGCACAGGAGGAGGAGGACAGACAGUGAAGCUACAAUGGGCAGCACAGGAAGCUGCUCAACCAUCCCGCCAGAGGUGGUUCGUCAGAAGGUGCGGAGGCAGCUCACCAAACAACAGAAGUCAGCCUUGAGGAGACGUCUGCAAAAGGGAGAAGCCAACCUGGUGACUCAAUCCAGGAGAGAGAAUCAAAUCAACAUCAAGUCUAGCCUGGAGAGCGCCACCUUCUGGGGUUGAAUGUUCAUCUGGUACUCAUAUGUCAUACCCGCUGUUCUCCACUGUGGAAAAAGAGCACUCAACAAACUGUUUUUGGCCAAGAACAUACUUCCCCACUGCAGUGAACUCUCAGCAUACAACAUCAUGUAAAUAUGGACUCCUUGUAUUGGGGCUGCAUCAUUCACAUUUGAUCAUCCAAACAAUGUGGUUAUUUUUUAAAAGAAUGAUUGAAGACGUGUUCAUCUUCAUCAUAUUCAAAAUAUUAAUCUAACCUUUUACUCAUUUAAGGAGCCAAUUCCAUGUCAUGACAGAAUCAGUAGCUAAGCUGGAAGUUGAUCAACAGCUUAAAUUUUAAUUUAUGAUAAAUUUAAAUUAGAGUUCAAGGGCUCAAAGGUCACAAACACCAAUCCUCCCAAACUUUAACGACACGGGCAUGAAGAAAUAAACAUGCUCCAUAACCAUGUGGUAAAUUAUCAUCUAUGUACUAGCCUAUCUCAAGUGUGACAAUCAAAGAUACAGAGGAAAAGCGGGUCUGGCAGUUGGUUGGGUGUUUUUUGUUGCAGGCAUUGAGAAAGCAAGUAAAUUCCAACAUGAACAAAGGCUAUUCAUUUCCAAGAGGAUGAAUGGAGCUCAGACCCUGAGCUCAGUGGGCUCAAACUAGUGGUUCAAAUGUUUUGGCAUCCCCACCCUCCCACACACAUCGUACUAACAAAAUAAACGAGCAACAUUAUGGUAGGGCAUGGUGAAAUUUUGAAAAUAAAUACACAGACGACAUGAGGUCCGUGAGUUGUGUGUUGUGCCCAAUGUUGCAACAAUACGCAUGAUGUUUUACGUGGCUGGUCAGGGAUUAGCCAGCUGCAAAGCUUGAUGGGAGGGGCUCAGCAUUCCAUUGCUGCACCUCUGUUAGUGUGGGGAGGGCGAGGGGCCCGGACCUAAUUGGCAGGGAGGGCGACAAAGGCUGUCUGCAUCAAAAAGAAAGCAGGGUGGGCCAGUGGCGGAGGAGGGGGAGAAAAAGAAAUGAGAGAAAGAAGGCGCAGUUAUAUUAGAUAUGGAGCUUCACCUAUGAUGUGCUGCUCAUGACAGUGAAGCCUUAUGUUCAGGUUUGUUGGAGCACUUUGGUAAACCGGUGAAUGAGAAAGUGGACGGUAUUUUAUAUGAUUUAGACACCUGUGGAUGAGGAUGAAUAAAGUGGAAGUGGACGAAAGCAUCAUGUCCUAUCUGUCACAGAAUGACAUCGACAUCAACCCAAAAGACUGUGAGUAAAUGUACAACUUAUGGUACCACGUUUUUAUACCCCUAGGAAGGCUUUCAAAAUAAGUACAAAGUAAUGUGCUGCUUACAAAUAUUUUAUUAACAUGGUGUUCAUGUUUAACUACAAGUUGUGGCAGUAGCUUGGCAUCCAUCACUUAAACUCACUGUUAUUUAAAUAUACUGUAAAGUUUACAAUGUCAUUUUUUUGUUCUUUGUGCAACUUUCAGGAUAAUCAUGUUACUGAUAUUUUAAUAAAUAAAAUUGUAAAUUAUUAUUUGUCAUGGGCAUUAAGGGGAACAGCAUCAGGACCAAGAGUUCUGAUCACGUGUCUGACAAAUACUUUAUACAUAUUAUUUCUGUGUUGCAAAUAACCAACUCAUUGUAAAAAGUAUACAACUUGAUUAGAUGCAUCCUUUGGCCUUGCUAAAGUAUCACAUUUAAGCAAGCAUUUUUAUGACAUUGUACCUGUGUCUUUUCAAGAGGCAAUAAAAGAAACUUCAUGUGUUA
This is a messenger RNA of Dunckerocampus dactyliophorus (ringed pipefish), 3389 nucleotides long. RefSeq names its product RIO kinase 2 (yeast) (gene riok2). Lineage: Eukaryota; Metazoa; Chordata; Actinopteri; Syngnathiformes; Syngnathidae. The coding region runs from base 99 to 1652 and encodes 517 amino acids. The record is from RefSeq and is a predicted model, not a curated record. Gene Ontology annotation, cellular component: nucleus; preribosome, small subunit precursor; cytosol. Gene Ontology annotation, molecular function: protein serine/threonine kinase activity; ATP binding. Gene Ontology annotation, biological process: maturation of SSU-rRNA; protein phosphorylation. The transcript is spliced from 10 exons.